Molecule: messenger RNA, 2205 nt
Organism: Rotaria socialis
Lineage: Eukaryota; Metazoa; Rotifera; Eurotatoria; Philodinida; Philodinidae
Source: the annotation of a GenBank genome assembly
AUGUCGGAAGAUAAUAAAGGAGUAUUUAAUCUCGACGAUGAUACAGAACCAGUCGACUUAAAUCAUCAUGAACUAAAUGGUGAUACUGACAAUGAUAAUACAACAAAUACUCUGAAUAAUGAUUGGAUUGAUGAAUUACGUGCAGCCAUUGAAAAAGGAUGUGAUUUGGGAACGAUUCGUAGUAUAGGCAAAUGCCGUCCGCUUAAGGGUGAUCUAAGAUUACGUGUUUGGAAAACAUGUCUUGAUAUUAAUGAAUCUAAUACUGAAUAUGAUUACAGUGAUGGAGAUAUCGUUGAUUUACCGGAACAAAAUAUAAUACGUGAUGAUAUUUCACGUUUAGCAAAUACAUUACAAAUAAAUCAAAAUAUGAUAACAUUGAAAACGACUGAUAUUGAAGCAGUUAUUAUGUAUUACUGCAAAACAUUUAAUGAAACCUAUGAGAAAGGAAAUGGAUGGAUUGAAAUAUUUAAACCGCUUAUUACUCUUGAAUAUAAAAAUCGUGCUGAACUCUAUGCAUUGUUUGCCAGUAUUCGUAAUCGCUAUGUACCUCGCGAUUGUGAAGCGGAUGGAAUGCCGUAUCAUUUGUUUCGAUUACUAUUACUCUAUCAUGAUCCGGAAUUGUGUAGUUUUCUUGAUACAAGGAAAAUUACACCGGAUUUAUAUGCACACAUUUGGAUUCGAAGUCUAUAUGCUGGAUCAUGUCAAUUGAAUAUAACGCUACCUCUUUGGGAUGGAUAUUUUCAACAUGCCGAUCAAUUUUUUGCGUUCUUCCUUGCUCUUGUUUUACUUAUGUUUGCUAAGGAGCAACUGCUAACAAUGGCUGGAAAAGAAAAAAACGAAAUAAUUAGCUAUCUAUCCAAAGCACCGUCAAAUUUGAGUAUGGAUGAUUUAGAUGAUUUCUGCUCAUUAGCUAAUCACUAUGCAUCAAAUACACCACAAUCAUUCCGCAAAGAAUUCUAUUCAUGUUUAUUCAGCGAAACAGAUCGAUCAUUUUCUCAAAAAGCUUAUUCCAUUUAUCAAGCAUUGUGUUUACCUGUUUCAGUUCAGGAGUUGCUUCAAGCUAAUCAAUUAGGAGGAACGGCAGGUGUCAGAUAUUUUAUUAUUGAUUGUCGACCAGCUGAACAAUACAACUCCAAACAUCUUUAUACAGCAUUUCAUUUAGAUGCAAAUCUUUUACUCGAAGAUCCAAAAGAAUUUGCCGGAACUGUCGAUGCUCUUUUAGCUGCACAAAGACAUGCUAUUGACGCUGGUUCAGCAGCAGGUGGUGAACAUUUAUGUUUUAUUGGCUCAGGCCACGAAGAAGAAGAUAAAUAUGUACGAAUGGUUGUAGCCUAUUUUCUUCGACGAAAUACAAAAUAUGUUAGUAUCGCUUCCGGUGGUUAUGAAAUUCUUGCUAAAGAAAUUGAAGACCCAUCAAUGUUAAUUCAACCACAACAACAUAGAAUAUCUACAGUAGUACAUGAUUCUAUGACUAUGGGAUCAGCACUUAAAAAUAAUAUUGCAGAAAAAUUCCCUGCAAUCAAUACACAGACAGUUUCAUUGAUCAAUAUGAUUUCAAGUGCAGUUAAAACAAAAUCUAUGGAAGUCAAAGAUAAAGUUAAAGAUUAUAUAAAUCACACAUCAUCAAAUGAUUCAUCUCAUUCAAUGCCGAAACAUGUUAGCCAACAAGAUAAAGUCACUAAACUUUAUCGACAAAAUCAAACAUCAGUAUUUUCACUUGACGAAGACGAUGAAGAUGAUCAAGCAACAUCAACUCAACAACGUGAUACACCUGAACUAGUUGAUAUAGAAUCAUGGUUCCUUCGAACUGAUCUAUUGUACAAAUAUGAAUGUGAACAUUUCGAUGAAAAUGAAAAAGCUCAUUCAAGCCUUUUAUUAGUAUCGGCGACACAUCUAUAUAUAUUACGGAAAUUACCCGAUCAUAAAACAAUGGCUAAUCUUGUUUCGCGUCGUCCAUUAAAUAUAGUCUCAAAAAUAACAAGUAAAAAACAUGCCCCAGAGAUCAUCACAUUUCGAUACGCAGCAAAUCACAGUGAAGAAGAGGAAUCAGAAAAAGCUAUAAAAUUAAAUUCAAAAAAUACUAAAACAAAAACUUCAAUUGAUUGUGAUAGAGUCUAUUUACCUGAUGCUGGUGAUGCUGUAAAAAAUAUUAAAUUAUUAAUAAUGAAAGCAUUAAAUAUGUAUGAAACUGGAAAUGACACUUAA